Molecule: messenger RNA, 120 nt
Organism: Funneliformis mosseae
Lineage: Eukaryota; Fungi; Glomeromycota; Glomeromycetes; Glomerales; Glomeraceae
Source: the annotation of a GenBank genome assembly
AUGGUGAAAGUUAUGCAAUCAUCAAAGAGUCAUGAUAAAUUGGAUUGUUUAAUAUUUGUCCUUCGUAAUGAUGAAUUUUAUCACAAGAUUUUUCCGUUAACAGUCAUGGAUCAAGUUUGA